Messenger RNA from Tinamus guttatus (white-throated tinamou), 2906 nucleotides. The record is from RefSeq and is a predicted model, not a curated record. Lineage: Eukaryota; Metazoa; Chordata; Aves; Tinamiformes; Tinamidae.
AUGAUUACUUUAAGUGAAAAACUGAUACUGGAUUGCAGCAAAGGGAUCUCCAAAGUUGCUCAGAUUCUUAAAGGUGGAUUUGGUUCUCCAAGCCUCAGUGCUGUGCUGCAGCAUGCUUCAAAGCAAAAGAUACUUUUGAAAUCAGGUUUUUCACUUCCAGAUCUUACUGAGCAGUUUUCACCUCCUGAUAUUGCUCCUCCAAUCCUUAUCAAGAUAGUGGAGACAAUUGAAAAGAAAGGUCUGGAUUGUCCAACUUUGUAUGGAACACAAGGCUCAAGCAGUUCAGCAGAAUUGAGACAAAUUCUUGAAAGUGAUAUUUCUUCUUUGGAUUUAGAGACAUUUGAUGUGCCUAAUUUAUCAGAUGCUCUCAAGAGGUAUCUCCUGGACCUGCCAAAUCCCAUCAUUCCAGCAGCUGUUUACAGUGACAUGAUUUCUGCAGCUCAAGAAGUGCAGAGCUCAGAGGAAUAUGCUCAGUUGCUGAAGAAACUCAUCAGAUCUCCAAAUAUACCUCCCCAGUAUUGGCUCACACUCCAAUAUUUGCUCAAACAUUUCCUCAGACUUUGUCAAGCCUCCAGCAAAAAUCUCUUGAAUGCAAGGUCUCUAGCUGAAAUUUUCAGCCCUCUGCUUUUCAAAUUCCAGAUAGCAAGCUCUGAUAAUACUGAACACCACAUAAAAAUCUUGGAGGUUUUAAUCACAAGUGAAUGGAAUGAGAGACAGCCUGUACCAGCACUGCCUCCUAAGCCACCAAAACCUAGUACUGUGACUAACAACGGUAUGAAUAACAACAUGUCAUUACAAGAUGCUGAAUGGUACUGGGGAGAUAUCUCAAGGGAAGAAGUAAAUGAGAAGCUUCGAGAUACUGCUGAUGGUACCUUUUUGGUACGAGAUGCUUCAACCAAAAUGCAUGGGGAUUAUACCCUUACACUAAGGAAAGGAGGAAAUAACAAAUUGAUCAAAAUAUUCCACCGAGAUGGGAAAUACGGUUUUUCUGACCCACUAACUUUCAACUCUGUGGUCGAGCUAAUAAACCACUACCGGAAUGAAUCUCUAGCCCAAUAUAAUCCUAAACUGGAUGUAAAAUUACUGUAUCCAGUAUCUAAGUACCAGCAGGAUCAAGUAGUAAAAGAGGAUAGCAUUGAAGCAGUGGGAAAGAAAUUACAUGAAUAUAAUACCCAGUUCCAAGAAAAAAGUCGAGAAUAUGACAGACUCUAUGAAGACUAUACAAAAACAUCUCAGGAAAUUCAAAUGAAGAGAACAGCUAUUGAAGCAUUUAAUGAAACAAUAAAAAUAUUUGAAGAGCAAUGCCAGACACAAGAAAGAUACAGUAAGGAAUACAUUGAAAAAUUUAAACGUGAAGGAAAUGAGAAGGAAAUACAAAGAAUUAUGCACAACUAUGAAAAAUUGAAGUCUCGAAUAAGUGAAAUUGUGGACAGCCGACGUAGAUUAGAAGAGGAUUUGAAGAAGCAAGCAGCAGAAUAUAGAGAGAUAGACAAGCGUAUGAACAGCAUUAAGCCAGACCUGAUACAGCUGAGGAAAACAAGAGACCAGUAUUUAAUGUGGCUGACUCAAAAAGGUGUUCGGCAGAAGAAGCUUAAUGAAUGGCUGGGCAAUGAAAAUACAGAAGACCAAUACUCCAUGGUAGAAGAUGAUGAGGACUUGCCGCAUCAUGAUGAGAGAACAUGGAAUGUGGGGAAUAUCAAUAGAAGCCAAGCUGAAAAUCUGCUGCGGGGCAAGCGAGAUGGAACAUUCCUCGUUCGAGAGAGCAGCAAACAAGGCUGUUAUGCUUGCUCUGUCGUGGUGGAUGGAGAAGUAAAGCACUGUGUGAUAAACAAAACACCUACUGGGUAUGGAUUUGCAGAGCCAUAUAACUUGUACAACUCGCUGAAAGAACUGGUGCUACAUUAUCAACACACGUCGCUUGUGCAGCACAAUGACUCUCUCAAUGUCACACUAGCCUACCCAGUAUAUGCACAGCAGAGGCGAUGAAGAUGUUAAUACUCUGGGCUGUUUGUUUUUUUUCUAAAGAAAAGAUUUGACAACAUUGAGGCCUCUGGAGAGAGAAGGCUCCUUUCAGCCUUACUCAAGAAUUUGAGCUGCAGUAUCAAAGCUAUCUGUCUUCAGAUGGGACUAGAGCUUUUCUUCACAACUGCAGUGGGAGAGAUCACAGCAUUACGCUGUGAACGUAUGUUUCUAAUCUGAAGUGCUUUUUUUUAAUUAAGAAAAGAAAAACACAAGAGAGAGAAAUCCUAACCUGAUCUCCCUGCAGGGACAUAGAGGCCUUUAACCAUGGUGCUUGUUUACGACCACUUCUGAAGCUUUACCAGCCAGAAUGUUGGAUUCUGCAGACCACAGGUGUCAGAGGUCUUUGUGAUCUGGUUAUCGGAAUUUCUUGGUCACGACCUGGUUUGGAUUUGUUGUUGCUGCACUCGGUGGAUCCAGACACACAGCAUUGCGGAUUUUUUGGAUUCUGGUGAAAGAUAUGUAGCAGAACGGCACUUUCAUUUCUAAGGGACACUUUAAAAGGACUUCAGUUACAGUAUGUUGUUCAGAGGAAUUGUAAUAGCAAAGUGCCAGGAAGUGUUUUGUUCAGAUGUUUAAAAAUCCUGUUUUAAGAAUAUAUUUAAGACUGAAGAAAACAGGACUUUCAAUGGCAUACAAUAUAUAAUAAUGUAAAUAGUAUUGGAUGACUAGCUAUCAUUGAUGGAAACUAUCAAUACCAAACUGCUUCUCUCUCCCCUUGUUGGUUUGCCGAAAGCUGAAUCCUUAGACCGUGCUAUGCAAUACUGAAUUUUCUUUCGGCUUUGGUCUUGUCUCAAGCAUAUCUACAGGUUAAGCUUGUUUUUCAUUCUUCUUUCCUUGCCUUCUUUUUCUUUCUUUCUUUUGCCUGAGAAUAUAUUUCCUGAUGA